Cooperia oncophora is the source of this 279-nucleotide messenger RNA. The record is from the annotation of a GenBank genome assembly. Lineage: Eukaryota; Metazoa; Nematoda; Chromadorea; Rhabditida; Trichostrongylidae.
AUGAACAAGUCUCUCAACGAAACUGUGGAGCAAAAUGCAGCUCUAAAACGAGAAAUAGCCGAAUACGCAAAGCAAACUGCUGCUCUCGAACAGCUCAAGCAGGAAUUUGCUACACUCGAUACUGCGGCUAGGCAACUGAAGACUGAAUUAGAGGACAAGACUCGCAUUGUAGAGGAAACAAAAUUAAUGGCAUCGAAUGUCGAUUCUGUCAAGAGAGCUGAAUGUGAACGCGACGAGGUUGCUCAUCAGUUUGCCCAAGCUCGCUCCGAAUGGGAACAG